Molecule: messenger RNA, 2403 nt
Organism: Halichondria panicea
Lineage: Eukaryota; Metazoa; Porifera; Demospongiae; Suberitida; Halichondriidae
Product: mucin-2-like
Exons: 3
Coding region: 157-2325 (722 amino acids)
Source: RefSeq, a predicted model, not a curated record
CAAUUUAUGCUGUUUAUGUAAAUUCACCCACGCUCUGGGCCUGUAAUUAACCAGCUACCUUUGGGAGCUCGAGCAGACAAGAUAUAUAUACAGUCUUUGUCAGAGCAAUGUCUCUCUAACGACUACUCUUUGUGGUACCAAUUCAAGCUCGAUAUAAUGUUGACAAAUUUGGCAACAACCAUCAUGUCCAAAUCACUGGCAGAUGAGAACCGCUCUCGAGAUGUGCGCAGACGCAUUGAGGUGAUCCACAAGAAACUGGCUGACCUGCAAGAGUUGGGCAUACCCUGUGCAUUCUGCUACUCUUCUGCAAGAAACACUGGGAGCAUCUUCACUCUAGGAGAUGCCCGUAUCACCGAUGUCGUAGAGCGGCAUAAAAAUGAAAUAUUGGUCAACUUAUCAGGCGAUAACUCGGAGCAGAGUGAGGGGAAUAAAACGGAGAUUCAUCUCAUCUUACCGCCUCUUCCCUUGCCCUUGGAGGAGCUCAGUCGCCACACGCUGCAGUCUAUGAUAGUCGGCAUCAUUAAAGACUUGAGGUUGAGAUGGACGGACCCCACUCCAAGCUGGUGGCCGUCGGACGUCCCGUUUGUGCAUCCAAGAUCCAUGCCUCAGAGUUACUGUGGUAAUUUGGUGCAAGCACUACGGAAAGUUCUGGAUAGUGUGUACAGCUACUUCAGUUAUGAUGUCACCAAGUAUAUAUCCAAUCAACUGGAACAAGAGACCGAAUCAAACAAUACUUGUCACGUCAGCAGAGUCCAACCUCAAGCGAAAAUGGAUCCCGAAUCUGACGAAACAACUCUAAACGUACAAGAUCCCAAGAUGACUAGAGAUAGUGACGAAGCUACAGUCGAAAAAAAGCCUCCGACAAGAACCUUAUCAAAUUUCACUGUCGAGAAUAUCCUAAUGAGUCAUCCACACAACUCUUCUACUUCAUCUCACUCUCCCUCUAGUACCAGUACAGGCUCUAGCCUCACCUCACCUAUAGCCGAAUACUCGUCCAUACUACCCGGGAAUUGGAUCAGCCACCCUCCAGUCAAGUACACCAAGUACACUAUGCUCAGUCCCGGAUCAAUGGGUGAUGAUAAAGCCGCCAAGAAAAAGCAGAGCAACAGUGGUGAAACUAUCACCACCACGGUGUCGUCAAAUUCACGACAGAGACAUCACUCCAGUAGCAUUGAGAGCACGUCUAGUUCGAGUGAAUCGCAAAAAUUGAUGAUGCGCAGAGUUCCCUCUAAUCCAAUCACUCGCGUGCCGAGUGGCGAGCAACUUCACUAUACCUUUACAACCCGACCUACCACAGGCAAUAAUGGCCACCAUAAUAUGAGGAGCAAACUCGUGUCUACCGAUGAUACCAAGCCGCUACAGAUCCACUCAUUCACACAAAGUCAUCCAAUGCUCACCACAAAGAGUGUGUCCACACUACCAGUCAUACAAGCCAUUCCCUACUCCUCGCCGGUCGGGAAAUCAGCUGUUCUGCAGCAAAACUUUCCACCGACUCGGCAAUUUGUUCUCCUUGUACCCUCGACGACAGCAAACGUUAGCGACGGAUUGCAGGCAGUUGUGUACGCUAACCAGACACAGAUAUCGACAAGUUCUCAAUCGACUAAAUCCUCUCUUUCCGAGCAGACGUCUGAAUUAAAUUCCCCUUCUCACACUCACCCAAGUACUGAUACUGACAAGAAACUUUUAGAGACGUACAGACCAAUUGCACCCAAGAGUAAAUCAACACCGUUUAGAGAGAUCUCAACUGUUCCUGCUAGUACUGCACUCGAUAAAAAGCCAUACAAACGGCCACCAAUUGUUGGAAAACCUCAGAAACUUCGAUUCCACAUGACGACUGUUGUUAAGCGUCCGAAACACAGUGCAAUGACAAGCAGCAUGACCGUGGACUCUCCCUCUACCAUCAACCAGAGAACGAAAACAACAUCCUUCGUAAUGGACUCACAUCCUUCUGCAGAGAUACUGGCUGAAAAGCACAUCACAAAAGCCAAAAACAACUACUCGAAUGAAAAGCUAACAACUGAAGACUCCAGUAAUGCAGAAAAUACUGCAGAUAGUCCACAAAGUAUUGCUUCAAACGAUGAAUCGAAUACACACCCUAUAAAUGAAAUCAGGGAUCAGCCCAGCCAAUCUCCAGGAGCUCAUCACACAGACCUCACUGACAGCAAGAAAGACAAGCUCACUUUCAUUCACUGCCACGAAGACAAACAGUUUGAGGAUAAUGGACGCACCACCAGGAGCUAUACCAGACGGAAAAGAGAACUAACUUUUCAUCUCUAUGAGGAUCCAGAGACGGCAUUCAAGACGAAACGAAACUGCAAAGAGUAGUAUUUUUUUUAUGUGUUUUGUGUUUUGUGUACAUGUUUUGUGUCACCAAAUGCAUUUCAAUUUUGCAUUUAUACCGCA